CCUCUCUUUCAUCUGUAAUGGAAGUUCAACCUCAACGUGUUUUGUCAUUCCGACAGCCAGACCAAGUCCACUUUUACCAAAAUACGCUUUCGAUUUCUGACACGUGCCCUUCAUUGAACUGUGCUCUUUCAGACUAUAAUCUAUCGCAGAUUCGCAGCACAAGGAAAAAAAAAAAAGAGUAGGCUCAAAGACCUCUCUAUCUCCGGUCCUAAGAGUGAUUCAGGUGCUCUCCUCCGAUUCUCCGAAUUCACACCGUCGCUGCGGUUCGAAGAAUUCUCCGAUUCUGACCUAUACCACAAGCACCUUUCUCGGUGUUCCGGAGAACGAAAAUGCUCUGCUCAGUUCCCUCUUCCGGAAAGUCCGGUACGAAUUGGCUCGACCGGCUCCGGUCCAACAAGGGCUUCCAGACCUCUGCCGACGAAGACAAUGUUGACAACAACCUCGGCCUCGACCACUUCCUCCAUAACCAAAACCCUAGCGAGUCGACCCGCUCCAACUCUGGCUUUACUCAGUCCGACCACGAACGAGUAGCUAAUCGGGCAGGGCACGGAGGUGGACAUCAACAGCAAGAAAAACUGUACAGUAUCAUGAGCAAUGUUCUCUCCGAGCUAUUCUUUAUGGACGGUGAUGCCCACAUCAAAAGCUCCAAACUUUCCGGCAAAAAGUUUCCCAGGAAACAAGCAAUCCCCAAAUCACUAACCACCUCAACCAUCAGUAAUACGCAUCUCCAACACCAGAAACAACAAGAAGUGAAGAGUCCCGCUUGUGCCUCGAAAGACGAUAAUGGCCCGCGAACGGCGUCGUUUAAUUCGGAUAACAGUUCGAAGGAAACGAAAGAAGGGAAUGUGGGAGAGGAGGAAGAGGAGAGGGUGGAGGAGGAGGAGGAUAAGGGAGAGAGAGAGCUAGUUGGAUAUUCGAGAAGUGAGGUGACGGUGAUCGAUACGAGUUUCGGGGUGUGGAAGAGUGACAAGGUGGUGUAUAGGAGAAAGAACACGUGGAAGGUUAGGGAGAAAAGAGGGAAAGUGAGGAGCUUUGGUAGGAAGAAGAGGAAAUUAGGGAGUGGUGUUCGUGGCAAUGAUAACGGUGAUGAUGAAAAUUUUGGUAGGGUGAUGAAGAAAACCAAGGUUUCGAGCUCGGAGUCUGUAGCGGCUUUGAAUCAAGGACAGAUUUCUCAGACAGACACAAGGGAAGAGGUUUGUAAAGACAAACCUGAUGUUCUUACUCAAGUCCCUAAAAAGAGGCAAGUGCACUUGCUAGCUGCGUUUCAUUUUUCCAGAUCACCCAGAAAAUCAAGAAAGGGAGGCUCACCAGUUAUCCUUAUUAAAGGAAUUCCCACAAGCAAGAAACAAGAUGAAAAGCCUCUUAGAAAGUGUCACAAAGAUGCUGAAAGAUAAAUCAAAGGCCUGAUUAAUAUGCUAUAAGAAAAUUUUGAAUUGGGCACAGCUGAGCGCUGAUAAUGCAAUCAGUAUCGGGUCCUAUUUGCUGCUGCUUGUAUCUGGAAGAAGUCAAGGAGUUCGAGGAUAACUCACACCUGGACGUAGAACUCCUCUACAAUUGGCUUAAUCAAUCAAACAUGGCGUGAGUAUUUAUUUCUUCCCUCAAUUGAAGAUAUCUAUUUGUUUUGUGACGGGUCUUUCUUGUGCACCUCCUAAUUCAAAAUUUGAGCAUAGAUAAUGCUUCUGCAUGGGUUAUUAUGACUGAUCACCAUUGCCCCCAUGCGUCAAACUGAAUGAAUGUGCUUUUGAACUA
Molecule: messenger RNA, 1749 nt
Organism: Juglans regia (Persian walnut)
Lineage: Eukaryota; Viridiplantae; Streptophyta; Magnoliopsida; Fagales; Juglandaceae
Exons: 3
Coding region: 330-1394 (354 amino acids)
Source: RefSeq, a predicted model, not a curated record